AAUAUGAGGGUCGAAAGCAGUGGUUCGAAGCGAGUGAUAGGCUGACGUUCAUCUUGUUGGACAAGAAGGUGCUAUCAAGGGGAUGCUUAACAUCGACUUCAUUUGACCUUGAUUUCCAGGAAAUAAAUAAUGCCGAAAUUAAAGCGAUGAUCGGUGACGUUAAUCUGUUUAUCCAGCCUUCACUUGCCGAGAAUGACUGCGACAAUCCAGACGAUGUUCUGGAGGACUUUAAAGGACUUGAUGUUAUGCCUUAUUCUCACGUGAAUAAUGGUUUAACCGUGGCAUCCUUUAUUUUGACUUUGCCAGGUGAGCUAUCCGUUAUGAUUGCCGAAGAGCGGGCCCGUGGUCGAGGUCUAGCUUGUGAAGCGAUGGCUGCUCUUCUUUCAUUUUCUGCUGAUAAUCUCUGCAUUGAAUUGUCUGGGAUUGUCUCAAAAGUGUCACUUGACAAUCACGCAAGCAUUCAUCUGUUCAAGGAUAAGCUUAAUUUCGUCGAACGGGCUCGUAGCGACGUUUUCAGUCAGGUAUGUGCAAUUGACCUCUGCCACCUGUCUUGCGUACUGAUCGUGCAUUUACGAUGGACUGUUUCUGUUCCUGAAACCAUCCAGCAAAUAAUUUGUGUUCAAUUAUUCUUAACGGCGGUUGUGCAUUUGUCUUUGCAACUAUAUUUCUGUUAUCAUUGCUGGCCUUAG
Messenger RNA from Protopolystoma xenopodis, 689 nucleotides. The record is from the annotation of a GenBank genome assembly. Lineage: Eukaryota; Metazoa; Platyhelminthes; Monogenea; Polystomatidea; Polystomatidae.